ACCGCGACAUGCCGUCAGUUCAGACGUCGUUUCGUUGUUUACAAAAAUUCAGUGGACUGUGUUAUUGUUCCAGGAGAUGCCGUUGAUGAAUAUUGAAAAUAGUUUGAAUGGCUCAUUGAUGAUCCUGAAUCAAUUCAAAUGGUUGAUUGACUCUUAUGUUUUGGAUUUUUAUACUGAGGAGCACUGGAAUCGGUUGCCUAAAAUAUGGAAGGCAAUGCUGGAGCAAGUUGAACCGGAAAUUCUGAUCGACUUAUUCAAACUGGAAUCAGAUUCUUCACGAGAUCAAAUCGUAUGGCCUCUAUCUCUGAUCUGUUUGAGGUCUUUGGUACAAAAACUGAACAUAUCGCGACACAAUCAGUAUGUCGAUAAGAAACACUUGCAGUUGGAACCAAUGUGCUAUCGUCAUGUAAAACUGAAAAACGCAUUCAGGAAGCGAAUAAAACCGAAAAAACUUCACGAAAUCGAGCGGAUGGCAGCAUUGUGCUCGAAGACGGCAACCGACUGCCAUGUAGAAUACGUUUUAGAUUUUGGUGCCGGGCUAGGCCACUUGGCGAGAGUAUUAGGAUAUGGAUAUGGCCUAAACGUUUGCUGUCUGGAACAGCAAAAGCGACUUAGUGACGAAGCAAAAUUGAUCGAUGAGAAUCUGUAUCGCACGGCAUGCAAGUUUUUGGAAUGUGAUGAAAUUAAGAGAUUACGCCGUCCUGUUCACUUGAACGUCCAGCUAACAGAAUCAACUGAUACGGAAAGCCUUCUGAAUCAAAUUUCCGAGUGUUUCAACAUACCAAACGACAAACGGGAUAAACUCACCUUUGGAAUUGUUGGACUUCAUCCUUGCGGUGAUUUAGCUGCAAUAUUACUGAACGUUUUCCUAAAGUGUAAAGAAGCUAAGUUCAUAAACAUUGCUGGAUGCUGCUACAUGAAAAUGACCGACAGUUCCUUCCCACUGAGUAAUUAUCUAAGACGUCACAGCCUAUCCCAUUUGAGCUACGAAGCCAAAGAAAUAUCUUGUCACCAUCAAGAGAUCUACGUACAACGGCUAGCUGACCGGAACUACGACCAUUUAAUGAUCCAUUCGUAUCGAGCAUCAAUCGAAAAAAUUAUUUCCAAAUACUGGCCGCAGCUCAAACACGUUGGAUUGAAAAGCAUCAAACAUUCGCCUGGAUUAACAUUUUCCGACUACUGUUCGCGGGCGACGUCACAUUUGCGCAUCGUGAUUUCAGAGGACGAAAUAUCUUCUGCGAACGUAGAGCGCGAUUUAAGAUGCUGGAAGAAGAUUGUGAUAUUUUACACACUCAGACUGAUGCUGGCACCGUUGGUGGAGAGUGUCAUUUUGUACGAUCGAAUGUUGUUCGUCUCGGAGAAACAUCACUGCGUUCAAUCGGAAGCAUUAUUCGAUCCAGUCAUAUCGCCCCGGAAUGUCGUGAUGACAGCUGUUAAGCGUUGUUAAAUAAGUUUAUGAGGAGAACAAUAAAUAAAUUUGUUGGAAA
Messenger RNA from Bradysia coprophila, 1487 nucleotides. RefSeq names its product methyltransferase-like protein 25B. The record is from RefSeq and is a predicted model, not a curated record. Lineage: Eukaryota; Metazoa; Arthropoda; Insecta; Diptera; Sciaridae.